Messenger RNA from Lactuca virosa, 855 nucleotides. The record is from the annotation of a GenBank genome assembly. Lineage: Eukaryota; Viridiplantae; Streptophyta; Magnoliopsida; Asterales; Asteraceae.
AUGGAUGCCAAGGACAUUCUAGGAAUACCGAAAAUUUCACUUCCCCUACCACAAGAAAAGAAAUCGAGACCCCAGGAGGAUUCUCAGAUAAAACCCGAUGGCAUUUCACAAGUCACACGUGUUAGAGUUGUAAAUGGAACUCCACCGACAGGAGAUUAUUCAUUUGCAAAAUACAACAAGUCAUCAAAUGCUUUCUUUUUCUUGUCUUCAUUAUUACCAAUAGUUGUCCAUGGUUCUCUCCCAGACAAUAUCUCUCAAGAGAUAGAGCGUAAGCGUGCAUUUUCCAUGGUUCUCUCCCAGACAAAGCACCAAGAGCGUAAAGAUGCUGAGGUUCUUUCUGAAGCUAAGAAAAUAACUGAGUCACGUAUGGCUGCAAAGGCUGCUCAAGAUGCAGAGUUGGCUGUCACAUCAAAUAUUAGUCCAGAAGGCGUGGAGAAAACUGGUGCUCCUGCUGAUACCGCAUCACCUUCUAGUAUGCAAGUGGCUGCAGGUGGAGGUGGAGGUGCUGCACCUUUGAUGUCAAUUGCAGACAAUGCUGCUGCUGCUUCAGCUUCCAUUCGCAUGCUUCGGGUGAACUUGAGAACCUAUGCACUGGAUCAAAUGGUGCAAGUUGCAACCUCUUCAGCAGGAUUGCGAACUAUUAAGCGUGUUGAACAGUUCUUACAAGAGCUUAAGGUGAAUUUGAAACCCAAAGUCCCUACUAAAGCUGUUUGUGCAGAGCAUCUGGAAUUGAGAAUGAUAAAAAAAUCAAUAACCAAAUAUAUGAUGAUGCAGGAAAAACUGGUGGUCAGCAGUCCAUGGUUGAUGAAAGCGAAUAGCUCUGGAGUUAGAAGAGGAAAAGAAAGCUCAAGCUGA